Molecule: messenger RNA, 627 nt
Organism: Salvia hispanica
Lineage: Eukaryota; Viridiplantae; Streptophyta; Magnoliopsida; Lamiales; Lamiaceae
Gene: SECE1
Product: secE/sec61-gamma protein transport protein
Cellular component (GO): chloroplast thylakoid membrane
Source: RefSeq, a predicted model, not a curated record
CCCCACUUUCCUCACAGCCAAGCAAUGGCAAUUCCAAUCGCCCAAAUCCGACCCUUGUUCCCCUCCGCCUCUCCAAUCACCACUGCUCCACCGAAAUCCACAACAAUCCUCCUCAAACACGCCCCUAAAUUCCCUCAAUUCGCAUCCAAUCGGCGCCGCCAGUUCACCAGCGUCCCCAAAGCCUCAGCCGAUGACGAGAACGCCGCCGCUGCCGAAUCGGCGGAGGAGAGGAAGGAAAUGACGGAAUUGGGGAAGGAGAUACAGCAGGCGAUGAAGGAGAGAGAGCAGGAGAAGGAGAAGGAGAAGGAGAGCGGAUUCGUGAGCGGAGUGAUUGAGGAAAUUAGGGAAAUCGAGUGGCCUGCUUUCGGCAAAGUGUUGGGGACGACGGGAGUGGUGCUGGGGGUCAUCGCCGGAUCCAGUCUCGUUUUGCUCACUGUCAAUGCCGUUUUGGCCGAGAUUUCUGAUACCGUUUUUGCCGGAAAAGGUGUGCAGGAUUUCUUUGGAUAAUCCAUUCAUUUCGACCUUAUUUUUCCCCUUUCCUUUUUUUUGAGCCUAUUUUGUUUAGCUUAUUUUUUGUUUAGUAUAAUGAAAUUUUACUAGAAAUGUCAAAUUUCUAAUGUUGUGAUU